This is a messenger RNA of Blepharisma stoltei, 538 nucleotides long. The record is from the annotation of a GenBank genome assembly. Lineage: Eukaryota; Ciliophora; Heterotrichea; Heterotrichida; Blepharismidae.
AUGAAGCUAGAAAGCUUGCUCAGAGACAAAAAUUGGAAGGAUUUAAAGAAAAUUCGCCAAAAGUGGAUUAAAUGCUGACUCCCCACCCAUCAUGGAGGGGGUUAAAAAAUUUAUAUAUGGAAUUUUAAAGAAUAAUUUUUUUUGAAUUUUAAAAAAUCCACUUUUUGAAAAUUGGAAGGCAAAUAUUAAUUAAUUUUAAUUUGAAAUUUAUGUUUUAAAAUGCAAUAUGUUUAAAAUUAAAACAGAGUUAGCUAUAUAUUUCAUGAUAAUAGUUAUCACUUAUAUGCCAAAAUUUUUUUCCAUUAAAAAUUUUUUCUAUUAAAAUAUUUUUGUUCGCUCACGGAGGGUGGGUUUUUGGGCAAAAAAUAGGGAUUUUUCUAAUGGUUUUGUUCGCACACCGAGGAGGGAGUGAGGAAACUUUAAUGGAUCGCACAAGAGUUCAUUUUGAAAGAUGGAAAUACAGAAAAGAAAUAGAGCCUGUUGAGAAAAAAAUUGAGUUAAGAAUUGUAAAGUUCAAGAAAAAGAUAAAAUGCUGUAG